Amorphotheca resinae ATCC 22711 is the source of this 885-nucleotide messenger RNA. RefSeq lists its product as hypothetical. Gene Ontology annotation, molecular function: oxidoreductase activity, acting on the CH-OH group of donors, NAD or NADP as acceptor. The transcript has 4 exons. The coding region runs from base 1 to 885 and encodes 294 amino acids. NCBI's taxonomy places the organism in Eukaryota, Fungi, Ascomycota, Leotiomycetes, Helotiales, Amorphothecaceae. The record is from RefSeq and is a predicted model, not a curated record.
AUGGCUUCUCAGUUUGACCCGGACCAGCAUACCAAAUCCGAUCUCUUCACAAAGGACUAUUAUCGUGAUGUGUAUCCUGCAAUUGAUCCCACAAGCCCCGAACUGAGCCUGGCGGGCAAAGUUACUAUCAUCACUGGAGCUUCGAAGGGAAUUGGUAAAAGCAUAGCAGUUGCACAUGCUAAAGCCGGUUCCAAAGGCCUCAUCCUAGUGGGACGUACGACUGCAGGUCUCGAGGAGACAAAGGCUGCUGCUCUGGCUGCGAACUCAGCUUUGAAGGUGCUGCUCGUACCCACCGACAUUUCGGACGAAGCGUCAGUAGAUAAGCUGUAUGAAGCCAUAUCAGGAAGCUUUGAUGCUGUGGAUACAUUGAUAAACAAUGCGGGUGUUUUCACCGAUUCCUUCGAUGUCGUCGGAAAAGUCUCGCCUGCGAAGUGGUGGACAGACUUCGACAUCAACGUCAAAGGCACAUUCCUCGUUACAGCAGGCUUCCUCAAGCUCAGAGAGAAGCAAGCAAGCUCAGGGAGCCCGACUAUCGUCAAUCUAGUCACCAGUCCAGGAUUGGUUCCGCCUUCUCUGAGCAGUUACUUUAUAAGCAAGCUGAGCGUCAUGAGAUUCACGGAGCAUCUCGCCAACGAGAAUCCUGAUUUAGCUGUCUUCAGCAUUUCUCCAGGAAUUACUCUCACAGACAUGACUCUAGACGGUUUCAAGCCUUUUGCUAAGGAUACCCCGGAACUUACUGCUGGAGUGACCGUUUAUCUAGCUGCCAAACGACCGGCGUAUUUAUUUGGCAGGUAUUUCUCUGUGAAUUGGGAUGUCAAGGAGCUCGAGGCCAGGAAAGCAGAGAUUGUCGACAAAGGACUCUUGAAGGUUGUUGUGAAAACUUAG